This is a messenger RNA of Dictyostelium discoideum AX4, 3081 nucleotides long. RefSeq names its product RhoGAP domain-containing protein (gene gacS). The transcript is spliced from 2 exons. Gene Ontology annotation, cellular component: cytoplasm. The record is from RefSeq and is a predicted model, not a curated record. The coding region runs from base 1 to 3081 and encodes 1026 amino acids. Gene Ontology annotation, molecular function: GTPase activator activity. NCBI's taxonomy places the organism in Eukaryota, Evosea, Eumycetozoa, Dictyosteliales, Dictyosteliaceae. Gene Ontology annotation, biological process: signal transduction.
AUGAGAAGAGUAAAGAGUUUUUGGAGAAAAGAUACAAAAUCAAAUUUAAAAUACUCAAAAAACAGUGAAGGAAAAUCAUCAAAUCAUCAUCACCACCAUCAUCACCAUAAAAUAUUUAAUACAUGUUUAGAUCCAAACAAUCCAAUAAUACCAACAAUAGUUGUACAAACAAUCGAAUACAUAGAGAAAUAUGCAAUCAAUGAAAAUGGUUUAUUUAGAUUAUUUGGUAAUCCUACUGAUGUAAAUUCUUUAAAAGUAGCUUAUGAAAAAUAUGAAACAAUUGAUUUAUCAAAAGUAUCGAACCCACAUGUUGUAACAUCAGUAUUAAAAUCAUAUUUAAGAGAAUUACCAGAACCAUUAUUUACAUUUAAUUCAUAUGAAGCAUUGAUAGUAUCACAUGGUAUAUCAGAUGCAGAUAUGAGAUUAACAAUGAUUAAAUCGAUAAUUCAAAAGAUAGUACCACAUCAUUUAGUAGUGUUGGAAUAUUUAUUUGCAUUUUUAGCAAGAGUUGCAAAAUCAUCAAUCAAUGGUAACAAUAUGGAUAGUUCAAAUUUAGCAAUAAUUUUCGCACCAACUUUAUUGAAAUCAAAAUCUGAAACACCUGAAAAACUAAUUGCAGAUUCACCACGUUCAACGAGUAUCAUCAAGAUUAUCAUUGAUAACUAUUCGGAAAUAUUUGAAAAGGAUCCAAUCACUGGUCAAUUUGUAACUGUUAAACCAUUGAAACCAUACUUUGAACAAGAUUAUUUAUUAUCUUCAAAAUAUGAAACUAUUAAUUUAGAUAAAGAAAUCGCUGAAAUCUUUGAAGAAGAAGAAAGUUUAUUAUCAUCAUCAUCAUCAUUAUUAGCAAUUUCAACUACAAUUACUGAUUCAAUUGAUAAUAAUAAUAAUAAUAAUGCUAAUGCUAAUGCUAACAAUGCUAAUGGUAUUAAUAAUAGUGGUACCACUAGUAAUAAAAAUAGUCGUCCAACAGUAUUUCAAGUAUUUAAUCAAUCAUUAUCAUCAUCUUCAUUAUUAUCACCAGCAGCAGGUGUUGUAUCAUAUAAGGGUUCAAGAUUGUCAGUUAUUUCAAAUGAUUCAUCAGCAUCAUCACCAGAUUUAUCACAUGAUGUUUCAAUUGAUGAUGAUGAGGAGGAAGAAUUAAAGAAACCACCUGGUUUCAUCUCAUCAUCACCAAACCAUCAAAUUUAUAGUGACGACGAUGAUGAUGACGAUUAUUAUGAUGACGAUGAUGACGAUGAAGAACGUCAUAAUAUUUCAAAUGGUCAAGAUAAUGAAAUUGAAUUUAAGAUUCAAGUUAUUAAAGAAUUAAUUGAUAAAACUAUAUUAGAUCUUCAAAAGGAAUUCAUUCAAUUAGAAAAAGAUUUACAAGAUAAUUUAUCAUUUCAAGAGAUUGUGCUCGUUGCAAGUUCAUUAAAAAGUAUUAUGAAAAUUUUAAUUGACGGUCCAGAUGUUGAUUCUGAAGUAAUCUCUUCAUUUGAAUUUGAAUUACCAAAUACUGAUAAUUCCAAUAAUAAUAGUAAUAAUAAUAAUUCCAAUAAUAAUAGUGGUGACCCACAACAAAUUAAAAGAUUAGAAAUUUUAAAGAAAGCAAUACUUCAAAAGAUUAAUGAAUCAAUUCCAUCAUUAUUAUUACAAUUAAAAGAUGAAUCUUCAAGUUUAACUCAAAGUGACGAUAUUGGUAAAGAUAUUUGUUUAGUUGAUUUAAUUACAAUUAUGAGAACUUUAAGAUGUGUUAAUGAUGUUUUAGAUUUCUUCUUUAGUAAAUGGAGUAUAAUUGCAUCAUUAUCAAAUAGUAAUAAUAAUAAUAAUAACAUAAAGAAAUCACAAUCACCUUUAAUGCCAUCACCAAAAUUAGUUUCAACAAGUGUAAUAUCAACUUCAACUUCAACCUCAAAUAAUGCUACAAUAUCAAAUACAACUCAAGUACCACCACAAACUCAACCACAAAAACAACAACUACUACAAGUUCAACAACAACAACAACAACAACAACAACAACAACAACAACAACAACAACAACAACAAAAAGAACAAAAAGAACAACAACAACAACAACAAAAAGAACAACAACCAAAAUUAGAAGAAGAUUUUAAAAUAACGAUUCAAUUAAAAGUUGAAGAUUUAGUUCAACAUAUGUUUGAUAUUGAUAUGGUAUUAUAUGAAGCAGAAGAAACAUUAAUGGGAAUUUCAUCAAAGAGUGAAUUGAUUUAUCUUGCAAAAGUUGUACAAAAUUUACAAAAAAUCGUUAGAUUACCAGUUAAAGCAAGUGCACAAUUUGAUGAUUUACCACCACCAAAGAUCAAUACACUAAAGAUAACACCAAAACAUAAGUUAGCACCAUUGGUUAGUGUAAUCUAUGUAUUAAUUAAAGAGAUUAGAGAUCAAAUUGCACAAUUUAGAGAUAACUUUCAAAAUCAAUAUGCUGAUAGCACCACUAAUAACACCAAAGAAUUUGUAUACUAUAGACAAAGAUUAUUCGAUAUUUGGGAUGUUUUAUCGAAAUUACCAGCUUUCAAUUCCUAUAAAACAAGUUAUCGUAAUAGACAAGAAGUCUCUCAAAAGAAUUGUCAAUACAUGCGUGAAACCAUUGAAUCUACACUCAAGAGGUUGGGUCCAUUAUUCUCACAACUUAAAAAUGAUGUCGUUGCUAAUUCAACCGAGAUCAGUUUAGAUAAUUUAAUUGUAAUCUCUAGAUCUGUUACUAAAAUUAAAAAAUUAUUUGAAGAUUCUCAAUUAUAUCAACGAACUAGUAUUAAAUUCUCACCUUUUCAAUUAAGUAAAACUAGUUCAAUCUCAAUUUCAAAUGAUUGUUUUAAUUUAAAUUCUUCAAAUGGUAAUAUUAAUACCAAUACCACUGCCACCACCACCACUAAUAGUCCACCUUCAAAUUCAAUGAAUGAUAAAAUUUCAACUCUUAAAACUUUAACUGCUUCAAUCAUUGAUCAGGUUAUACUUAGAUUCUCUCAAAUUGAAAAAAAUUUUAAUGAAAUCGAUCAAGAAUCUUAUUUAUUUGAAAUUAUUGAUGUAUUAAAAUCUGUUAUUACAAAUUUUAAAGAAAUUAAAACAUUAAAUAUUUAA